AUGUCAAGCCAAGGCCCCCUAACAACUUGGCUCCUCCAAAGCUCCCCCGAAUCACUCACCAGAGCAACAACCCAUCCCUUCCUCGCCGCCGCCGGCCGCGGAACCCUCCCAAAAUCAAUCCUCUCCCAAUGGCUCUCCCAAGACAGACUGUACGCCCAAUCCUACAUUCGCUUUAUGGGCCAGCUCCUAUCAAAGAUCCGUCUGGAUGCCCGCGCCUCAAACCCAAAUGCCGUUGUGGCUUCAACAGCGGACCAACAAGCCGUUAGUAUCAUCAUCGAUGCCCUCGUGAACAUACGUACAGAACUCCGCUUCUUCGAAACCACAGCCCGCGAAUACGGCCUUGACCUUUCUGCCAUCUCGGCCGAUGAAGGCGGACCAGGUUUGGCCGGGAACGGAUCCGGAUGCAUAACCACCUCAGCUGCGAUUUCGACUACAGGCUCGGGAUCUUGUCCGGGGUUCACCGGUGCUGCGGGUCCACAGGGUGGGAAGGUGAUUGGCAGUAGCAAAACUGGCGGAUACGGGGUAAGCAAAGACGAAGCUGAUCCGCCCCUUUCGACUAUCGAGUCUGGAGAACUUGAUUCGGGCGAAAGUGUCCGCCACCGUCUUUGUGCGUCUCAGGGUGAAUGUCAGAUGCAGGGUGGGGAGGCAUGCCAACCCCCUUCGUCGGCGAAUUGUGCCAAUGCCAAGGAUAAGAGUGCCGUUGUUUUUACGUCUGAAGGAGAACCUGUUAUGCCUUCUGGUGGUGGCCGUCCGCCUUCUACAGCGCCGGUGGAACAUGGUGGACCUGUUUUCUUUGCUGCGACGAGAAUUACGCGGGCAUAUAUUGAUAUGUUUAUGUCUGCGGGUAGUUCAGGUGUUCCUCUUAUUGAGGGGUUGACUGUGCUUUGGGCGACUGAGGUUUGUUAUUUGCGGGCUUGGAAGUAUGCUGCGGCUUUUUUGAAGGUGAGAUUGGAGAAGGAGGAUGGGUCGGCAUCUGCUGAUGCUGAUGGGGGUGCGUUGAGAGAGAAAUUUAUUCCUAAUUGGUCAAGUGAUGAGUUUGAGGCUUUUGUUGAUGGGAUCGGGGAGGUCUUGAAUGUUUUGGCUAGUCAGUGUAAGGGGGCUGAGGAGUGUGAGAUGAUGCGUGGACGGUGUUUGGAGUGGUGGAGGCAAGUUGUUUGGUUGGAGGAACGGUUUUGGCCUGUAAUGGAGUAA
Molecule: messenger RNA, 1191 nt
Organism: Penicillium longicatenatum
Lineage: Eukaryota; Fungi; Ascomycota; Eurotiomycetes; Eurotiales; Aspergillaceae
Product: putative transcription regulator PAB1642
Exons: 1
Coding region: 1-1191 (396 amino acids)
Source: RefSeq, a predicted model, not a curated record